CACACACACACACACAAGCAUAACUCUGGGCGGACUCGGUCCCAGCAACAUGUACCCAGUGUGCCGGACACACGCUGCCGGUUUCUCCCGGCUCUGGACGAUGUCUGCACGCCGGGCAAGAGCGAAGCGCCUCUUCGGCUGGAUACUAUUGCUAUUUUCGGCUACCCAGCGGACGGCGGCUCAAGAUGAUGUCCCGCCAUACUUCAAGACAGAGCCGGUGCGGAGUCAGCUGCACCUGGAAGGGAACCGGCUGGUGCUCACCUGCAUGGCAGAAGGCAGCUGGCCCCUGGAGUUCAAGUGGAUCCACAACGAGACAGAGCUGACCCGCUUCUCGCUGGAGUACAGGUACCUGAUCCCCUCUCUGGACCGGUCCCACGCAGGUUUCUACCGCUGCAUCGUCCGGAACCGUGUUGGUGCACUCCUGCAGAGGAAGACAGAGGUGCAAGUGGCCUUCAUGGGCACCUUCGAGGAAGGCGAGCGGUCCCAGGCGGUGUCGCAGGGGGACGGGGCCAUGAUCCCAGCCCCACGGAUACGCAGCUUCCCUCAGCCACAGGUCACGUGGUUCCGAGACGGACGCAAGAUCCCGCCCAGCAGUCGCAUCGCCAUCACCCUGGACAACACCCUGGUGAUCCUGUCGACCGUGGCCCCAGAUGCCGGCCACUACUACGUGCAAGCGGUCAAUGACAAGAAUGGGGAGAACAAGACAAGCCAGCUGAUCACACUGUUCGUCGACAAUGUGGGGGGGCCCGCAGAUCCCAUCGCCCCCACCAUCAUCAUUCCUCCCCGGAACACCAGCGUCGUGUCCGGGACUUCAGAGGUGACCAUGGAGUGUGUGGCCAAUGCCAGGCCGCUCAUCAAGCUCAGCAUCACCUGGAAGAAGGAUGGCACCUUGAUCAGCAGCGGCCUGAGCGACUUCAACCGCAGACUGACCAUCAUCGCCCCUGUCGUCAGCGACUCUGGCUUCUAUGAGUGUGAGGCAGUGCUCCGCAGCAGCAGUGUGCCGUCGGUCAGCUCCGGGGCCUACCUCCACGUGCAGGAGCCGCCGCAGUUCAUGAAGGAGCCAGAAAGGCACAUCACUGCGGAGAUGGAGAAGGUGGUGGACAUCCCGUGCCAGGCGAGAGGUGUCCCGCAGCCUGAAAUCGCUUGGUACAAAGACGCCGCGCCCAUCAGCCCCGUGAAGACGCCCAGGUACCGGGUGCUGGCGGGGGGCAGCCUGCAGGUCAACGGCCUUCUUCCGGAUGACACCGGAAUGUUCCAGUGCUUUGCUCGCAACCCUGCCGGGGAGGUCCAGACCAACACGUACCUGGCAGUCACCAGCAUAGCCCCCAACAUCACGGCAGGACCCUCGGACAGCACGGUCAUCGAUGGCAUGUCUGUCAUCCUGCACUGCGAGACCUCUGGAGCCCCGCGCCCCGCUAUCACCUGGCAGAAAGGCGAACGUGUCUUGGCCAGUGGCUCGGUCCAGCUGCCUCGCUUCACACUGCUUGAGUCUGGGAGCCUCCUCAUAAGCCCCGCCCACAUCUCGGAUGCCGGUACCUACACCUGCAUGGCCAGCAACUCCCGCGGCAUUGACGAAGCCUCUGCUGACCUGGUGGUCUGGGCUCGAACCCGCAUCACCAGCCCGCCUCAGGACCAGAGUGUGAUCAAAGGCACAAAGGCCACCAUGACCUGCGGGGUGACCCAUGACCCCAGCGUUACCAUCAGGUACGUGUGGGAGAAAGAGGGUAUCGUCAUCAGCACUCAGUCCACGCCAAGGGUUCGCCUGGAGCUGGACGGGACACUGCAUAUCUCACAGACAUGGUCUGGGGACAUCGGCACCUACACCUGCCGAGUCACCUCUGUUGGGGGCAACGAUUCACGCAGUGCUCACCUUCGGGUCAGGCAGUUACCCCACGCUCCAGAGAACCCGGCUGCCCAGCUGAGCUUGACCGAGAAGAGGGCCAUCAACCUGACUUGGGCUAAGCCCUUCGACGGGAAUAGCCCUCUGAUCAGAUACAUCCUGGAGGUGUCAGAAAACAAUGCCCCAUGGACUGUGCUCCUGGCCAACAUUGAACCUGAGUCCACUGCUGUGACGGUCAGCGGCCUCAUUCCUGCCCGCUCCUACCAGUUCCGCCUAUGUGCAGUGAAUGACGUGGGGAAGGGUCAGUUCAGCAAGGAGACAGACAGGGUGACCCUCCCAGAGGAGCCGCCCAGCGCCCCGCCCCAGAACGUCAUCGCCAGCGGACGCACCAACCAGUCCAUCAUGAUCCAGUGGCAGCCGCCACCCGAGAGUCACCAGAAUGGCAUCUUGCGGGGGUACAUUAUCCGGUACUGUCUGGCCGGGCUGCCCGUGGGCUACCAGUUCAAGAACAUAACCCAUCCGGAUGUGACCAACCUGCUGCUGGAGGACCUCAUCAUCUGGACCAACUACGAGAUCGAGGUGGCGGCCUACAAUGGGGCGGGGCUGGGCACUUUCAGCCACAAGGUGACGGAGUGGACCCUGCAGGGAGUGCCUACCAUCGCCCCCGGCAACGUGCAAGCAGAGGCUGUCAACUCCACCACCAUCCGCUUCACCUGGUCCGCCCCCAGCCCCCAGUUCAUUAAUGGUAUUAACCAGGGCUACAAGCUGUUGGCAUGGGAACCAGGCCAAGAGGAGGAAGUUACCGUGGUUACAGUACGGCCCAACUUCCAGGACAGUGUACACGUGGGCUACAUCAUGGGGCUCAAGAAGUUCACAGAGUACUUCACGUCUGUGCUGUGCUUCACCACACCGGGGGACGGACCCCGCAGUCCGCCAAAGGGGCUGCGUACCCACGAGGACACCCCUGGUCCUGUGGGCCACCUGAGCUUCACUGAGAUCCUAGACACCUCCCUGAAGGUCAGCUGGAGGGAGCCUCACGAGAAGAAUGGCAUCCUCACAGGUUACCGUAUCUCCUGGGAGGAGUACAACCGCACCAACACGCGAGUCACGCACUACCUCCCCAACGUCACGCUGGAGUACCGUGUCACAGGCCUCACCGCCCUCACCACCUACACCAUCGAGGUGGCCGGCAUGACCUCCAAGGGCCAGGGUCAGCUGUCUUCCUCCACCAUCUCCUCAGGCGUGCCCCCAGAGCUCCCUGGGCCCCCCACUAACUUGGCCAUCUCCAACAUCGGCCCUCGGUCCAUCACGCUGCAGUUCAAGCCAGGUUACGAUGGCAAGACCUCCAUCUCUCGCUGGCAGAUGGAGGCCCAGGUCAGCAUCAUUGGUGAGAAUGAGGAUUGGGUCAUGAUACAUCAGGUGCCCAAUGAACCCGACGCCCGCAGCUUGGAGGUGCCGGGACUGAACCCCUACACCUUCUACAGGUUUCGAAUGCGCCAGGUUAACAUUGUAGGCACCAGCCCCCCCAGCCAGCCAUCCCGGAAGAUCCAGACCCUGCAGGCCCCCCCUGACAUGGCCCCUGUCAAUGUGACCCUGCGCACAGCCAGCGAGACCAGCCUGUGGCUGCGCUGGGUGCCCCUUCCAGAGUGGGAGUACAACGGGAACCCAGAGUUGGUGGGAUAUCGGAUCCAGUACUCCCGAACCCGGCCGCAGGCCCGGGCGCUGACCCACGUCAUCACCGACCGCCUGGAACGCGAAUUCACCAUCGAGGACCUGGAAGAGUGGACCGAGUACGAGGUCCGGGUGCAGGCUGUGAACGGCAUCGGGGCUGGGCCAUGGAGCCAGCCUGUCCGGGGGAGGACGCGGGAGUCAGUGCCUUCCUGUGGACCCACCAACGUCUCCGCCUUUGCCACCACCUCUAGCAGUAUCCUAGUCCGCUGGUUUGAAGUGCCUGAACCAGACCGUAAUGGCCUCAUCCUGGGGUACAAGGUGGUGUACAAAGAGAAAGACUCAGAUGUGUCGCCGCAGUUCUGGAUGGUUGAGGGCAACACCACCCACAGCGUCCAGCUAAGCGGGCUGGGCAAGUACGUCCUGUAUGAGAUCCAGGUGCUGGCCUUCACCCGCAUCGGCGAUGGGGCGUCCAGUGCCCCCCCCAUCCUGGAGAGGACCCUCGAUGAUGUCCCGGGACCCCCAGUGGGCAUCCUGUUCCCCGAAGUCCGGACCAACUCGGUCCGACUUAUCUGGCAGAGCCCCGCCCAGCCCAACGGCAUCAUCCUGGCCUAUCAGAUCACAUACCGCCUGAACUCCACCAACAGCAACACAGCGACAGUGGAUGUGCUGAACCCCAGCGCGCGGCAGUACACUGUGCUGGGUCUGAAGCCGGAGUCAGUCUAUGUGUUCCGCAUCACGGCGCAGACACGCAAGGGCUGGGGGGAGGCGGCUGAGGCCCUGGUAGUCACCACUGAGAAGAGAGCCCGACCCCAGCCCACCAGCCGUCCCACGGUGCAACAGGAGGAUGUGCAGGCACGCAGCGUCCUAUUGUCAUGGGAACCGGGCAGCGAUGGGCUCUCCCCAGUGCGCUACUACACGAUCCAGUGCCGGGAGCUUCCGGAUAGCAACUGGACAGUGCACUCGGCCUCUGUCAGCCACGAGGCCAGCUCCUACGUCGUGGACAGACUCAAGCCUUUCACCUCCUAUCAGUUCCGGGUGAAGGCCACUAAUGACAUCGGGGACAGCGAGUACAGCGAGGAGAGCGAGGCCAUCACUACCCUGCAGGACGCCCCAGAUGAGGCUCCCGUGAUCCUCUCAGUCACCCCGCACACCACCACCUCAGUGCUGAUCCGGUGGCAGCCCCCCCCAGAGGAGCAGAUAAACGGGAUCCUGCUGGGAUUUCGGGUGUGGUAUAGAGAGCUGCUGUAUGACCGACUACGCAGCUUCUCCGAACGCUCUGUCGACAGCCCCUCGGCCCCCUGGACCGAGCUGACUUCCCCCUACAGCAUAUGCAACCUGAGUGAUACAUCUCUCACUCAGCAUGAGCUGGACAACCUCAGCAAGCACAAGAGAUAUGAGAUCCGGCUGAGUGUGUACAACGCCGUGGGGGAUGGGCCCACCAGCACACCCCAUGAGGUCUUUGUGGGAGAGGCAGUCCCUACGGCCCCACCCCAAAAGGUUGCCAUUCAAUCAGCAACAGCCACCCAGCUUGACGUGACGUGGGAGCCCCCUCCUCUGGAAACUCAGAAUGGGGACAUUCAGGGCUAUAAGAUCUAUUUCUGGGAGUUCCAGCGGCAAAACGAGACGGAACGUAUGCGCACCCUUUUCCUGCCAGAGGGGGGCGCCAAGCUGAAGAACCUGACAGGAUACACCACGUACAUGAUCAGUGUGGCGGCCUUCAAUGCGGCCGGUGACGGUCCUCGCAGCCCCCCCACAAGGGGGCGCACCCAGCAGGCAGCCCCCAGUGCUCCCAGCUUCAUCCACUUCAGUGAGCUCACCACCACCUCCGUCAACGUGUCCUGGGGGGAGCCACUGUAUCCUAACGGCAUCAUUGAAGGGUACCGUCUGGUCUACGAGCCCUGCACACCUGUGGAUGGCAUCAGUAAGAUUGUGACAGUGGAUGUGAAGGGUGGUGCCCCCUUCUGGAUGAAAAUCAAAGACCUGGCCGAUGGCGUCACCUACAACUUCCGCAUCAGGGCCAAGACCUUCACGUAUGGCCCUGAGGUGGAGGCCAACAUCACCACCGGUCCUGGAGAAGGGGCCCCUGGUCCUCCUGGAGACCCCUUCAUAUCACGCUACGGUACGGCCCUCACGAUUCACUGGACCAGCGGGGAUCCUGGAAGGGCGCCCAUCACACGCUACGUCAUUGAGGCCAGGCCUUCGGACGAGGGACUCUGGGACAUCCUGAUCAAGGACAUCCCCAAGGAAGUGACAUCAUAUACUUUCAGCAUGGACAUCCUGAAGCAAGGAGUCAGCUACGACUUCCGGGUCAUCGGCGUGAACGACUACGGCUAUGGGUCCCCCAGCCCCCCAUCACCAUCCAUAUCAGCACAAAAGGUGGCACCCUUCUAUGAAGAGUGGUGGUUUCUGGUCGUGGUGGCCCUGGUGGGACUUAUCUUCAUCCUCCUGCUAGUGUUCAUCCUCAUCAUCCGAGGACAGAGCAAGAAGUACGCCAAGAAGUCAGACUCAGGGAACAACUCCAACUGCAAUGCGCUGACACACGGUGAGAUGGUGAGCCUGGAUGAGGGCCGUUUCCCUGCCCUGGAGCUCAACAACCGCAGGCUGUCCGUCAAGAACUCCUUCUGCCGCAAGAACGGCAUCUACACCCGGUCGCCACCCCGGCCCAGCCCAGGAAGCCUCCACUACUCAGACGAGGACGUCAGUACCAAGUACAAUGACCUGAUCCCAGCUGAGAGCAGCAGCCUGACCGAGAAGCCUUCCGAGAUCUCUGACUCGCAGGAGGCGCUCAUGUUCUCAUAUAAAAGUAGUGGUCUUCGUGUUCAGCCGCUUCAUUUGGGCAGCGACAGUGAGUACGAAGUGGACCAGAACCGGCAGAAGACUCACUCCUUCGUCAACCACUACAUCAGCGACCCCACCUACUACAACUCCUGGCGGCGUCAGCAGAAGGGCAUCUCCCGGGCCCAGGCCUAUAGCUACACGGAGUCCGACUCGGGGGAUGCUGAGCACGGCGCUGCACCCCCACCCCUGCCCCCGCUCCCCCCACUGCCGCCCCAGCUGAACACCACGCCCCAGGCUAUGGGUCAGGCCCAGGCCCAGGCCCAGGCCCAGGGCAGCCUUUUCAGGCCCAAAGGUAGCCGGACUCCCACCCCGUCACAGCAGACCUCCAAUCCCCCAAGCCAGCACAGCACCCUCUACAGGCCCCCCAGCAGCCUGGCACCUGGCUCACGAGCCCCCAUCGGGGGAUUCUCCUCCUUCGUUUGACGUGGGGAAUAAAAUCAGACGACAGCAAAGACUCUGAACAAAGACAAAACACAGACGAAUCAGUGUUUCACAGAGAUUCCUGCAUCGUCGACUUUCCUUUGUUCUCUUUUCAGAUUCCCUGAUGCCGGAAGUUUUCUGUGUUUAUUAAGCGGUUUUUGUUUGUUUGUUUGUUUUUGCAUGUGCGUGUGCUGGCGUGGACCCGUGUGUUCUGACACGUCUGUCUGCUUGGUUUUCACUUUUUUUGGGGGGGGGUGAGUUGCAUGUUUUAUUUUUUUUUCCUGCAGCUUUUUAAUUUUAUGUUAAAUGUUCUUCAUCAAUCCAAAAACCACGGGAGUCUGUAAACGGAAACCUGUCACAACGGAAAAUGCAAUCAAAGGACAUUCGGUGCGGCAUUCAGGCAGGUGACGUCACCAGAGGAUAGAGAUGAGGGACGACGGCGGUGAGGAAGGGGAACAGAAGAGAGAGGCGAAGCCUGAAGACUGGAUGUUGUCUGGAAGGAUCCCUGAGAUUGAUGCCAGGGGUCAGAAGUCACAGGUACACAGUGAAGUCAGAGAAAGUGGAGGUUUUAAGGGUAAAGCGGUGACAGACUGGAAACAGGAACAUUCCGGAUACUCCUGACUCAUCAGACACAGCAGCAAGGCUCUCUCCCUGUUCACAUCCUAAUAAUAUGGGUGUGAAUGUACGUGAAUCAGACCCUGUAAUGUCCCCGGUGAAAUUACACACCUUAUACAUGUUUGUAAGUCACUUCCUGUGUGAAAAAUACAAAACGCGCAUUUACUGGCUGAAGUUUGGGUCCGUUUGAACCUCGUGCCCAGAUCUCCUGUGUAUUUCCGCUGCAGGGUGACUGAAGCGAAGGUAUUAUCUGGGAUCAGGGUAGAAGGCCGUGUGGCACAGAUUUACCGCCCGCUGUUGCUAUCGAUGACACCAUCUCUGUGCCAGCACCAGCCAGUGACAUCAUGGGCAGUGUCAGUCAACAUUCCCACUGAAAGAUAGGUAAACUCCCGGCCUUGUUAAACCUGAUUUAUGGAGGCCUAACCAGUGCUGUCUGAGCACGCUGAGCGAAAUGCGGUGGGAGACAACAGGAAACCACAAACAGGAAGUGGUAAGGUCCCAUGCUUCAGUGCGUGACUGACCCUCAAGGAGGACGUCAUGUGAAAAGCGUAGCUUGGAGCAUGUUCUCCCGCAUGAGCUGCGUGACGAUGGCCCUCGGGGGUCUGUGGCCAUGGCAGCCUGUUUGCAAAGCACCAUGGGAGAUAGGUGAUAAGCGGGGCUGGCUGAGGCUUCUCCCCUAUGUGUCACAAGCCUACAUCUCAAUGAUUUAUGGCCAAAAUACCAUCUACUUUUCUUUCAGACAAACACCCACAGCACAGAAGCGUGUCUUCUAGACAGUAUAAAAAUACAACAAUAAUAUGAGCACGUUGAAUAAUUUUUAGCGCUGAGGGCUUUGCGUCGGACUGUAGCUUGGAAGGUGGGGGGGUGCAUUUAGAAUGCGGCCUGGAGGUCACAUUGCAGUAACCAUGGAAACGCGCAGUCAGGGCUAUAGCGGUAAACAGGUAUGCACUAAAGGGGCCUGUUUGCCUGGGAGAACCUGAAAGACGGCAUCUGCAGAGGAUGAAAGGGCCGCAGGCCUGAGUCACGAGAGCAAAAUUAUCUCAUUAUGCUUGGAGGCUUCGUAAAAUGAACUCUUUGGCUGGUUUCUGUACCGUAGCAGUGAGCCAGUCCACAGACACAACGUCAUUUGGACAGUUAGUCUCAGAAGCGGGGGGGGAGGUACAGGAGGAAGGAGGCUGAUCCAGGAAUAUAGGCUGCUGUCCCAGGGAGUGUAAUCAUUUGAUGGCUAGGUGCCCGCUUGGCAGAGGGCGUAGGAUGGGGUCAUGCCUAAAUUGUGACGGGGGGGUACUAUGAUCAUCAAUGUUUGAAAAGGGACACUCAGAACCUCAAAAGGGACUCAAUCCAGAUAAAUUAAUAAUAAUAAUAAUAAUAAUAAUAAUAAUGGACACAUUUACAAUAAAUUCUUAUUACACGUUGAUAUGACUAAUGCAAGCCAUAUUUUCAGGUAUAACAUUAUAAUAUAAUUACAUUUUAUUAAACUUAUUAUGUUCGAAUAGCAUUUUCAUCUGACAAGUGGGGGGUGCCUUCCUUACUCUCCUGGGAAAAAUCUCCUAUGGCCGGGAAAGUGGGCAGCAUGCAGUAUGACACAGAAGGCCGAAUCUCAGACUGGCAGCCUUAAGUGACUGUCAGAUUCCCCGAGCAGGUGGUCAGGACCGGGAAGCAGCCAUCAGACUGUGGCACGGAAGAGCUCGGUGCAGAUGCCGAUCAGCAGCUUAUGACACGCGGUGUCGUCGAGUCUAGGGCUGUCCGGCUGACUCCCAGCCUGUCACACAUGUGGGCUCUACAUCUGUGUCCAUCUUCUUCUACUCUCUAGGAAGGUGGGCUUUGCUGUCCGUCAGCCUGUAGCUGGAUUCAUGCAGGGGGCAGGGCAGGGGCCCAGGCCACGCACUUGACUGCCCUGCUGUCUUUCCGGGACUCUGUGGAAACCAGUGACCUUGUCAACUGGUGUGACAACAACGCGAACCACAUGACCUUGCGCAUUAGGCCCGGAGGCCAGGCAGGCUGCUAUAGGAGCAUAUAAACACACAGGCUGUACAUGCGUCUUACAGGCAGGUGAGGGGCCCAGGCAGGACCCCUGCUAGGGGGUUCUGAGGCCCGUCCCAAAGGCCGAGGUUGCCCGCGACACCCCCGACAGGACAGAGACGCAGCUUCUGAGUCACAAAUCACUCGUAAUGCGUCACACGCAUUCCAUGCCAUUUCUGCUACCCUUUCCCCUGCCCAUUCUGUCUGAGGAUGUAGGAGGAGUUAAAUGUUCGAGUACAAGGGGAAUGUAUGACCUAAAAGAAACCGUGAAAUGCAGCAUUACACCUUAGCCCCGCCUCCAUUUCCAGCAAGCACUGCAUUCGGUAGCACUGCCAUCAUCAGUGAUGCUCAAGAAGAGCCUAAAAGACCAUAGGAAGAAAACAAUGAAUAUGGAAACAAAAAUAGCCAUUUCUGUCACAGGCUAUUUCUGCUUUUUUUCCUUUGAGUGGGUCCUGACAGGACUCAUGACUACGAGAACCAGCUGGUCUGGAUCGGUCCACGUGACCGUGAGCAGUGUCCACACAAAGCCCCUGCAAACCAAGCAUUGUACAAAUGUUCUAUCACUGUUCCCAGAUGUCCAAAGCUAACAAAAGUCCACAUAUGAAAUAUAUUCUACAAAAAGAAAAUCAAUAUUUAUUUUUAAUAAGAAAUAAUAGUGAAAUAUAUAUAUAUAAAUGAUUUAAAAUGUGCCUGGUUGUAAGGCCUGUCUUCUCAGCUGUGACAAAGACUCUGGACCACACUGUGUGUUGAAUAAUCUAAUCAUGAGAGAACCUUUUUGAAAUUAGGGUCUAACAAAACCUCCCCACAUCACCGUAUAUGCUACCUGUAUCAUGUGUUUUUGUUAUAUUUUAAAAGAAUCUCACCUUUGCUGUUUUGUGAAACGUGAUAGUAUACAUUUGCUGAAUCGGACCACAGGGCCAAAUCAACGCUUCGUGAGUGAAUCAAAAGGCACCCUUUGAUCAAAUGUGCAGGAUAUUUCCACAGUUUGAGGUUAUUUUCAUGAUGGUUAUGUUCAUUUUGUGUUAUCUUACCGUAGGGUGUAAAUAGCCAGUACCAUUGGCUACUUGCUGCCAACGCUGGAUUGGGGGGGCGGGGGGUGGGGGGGGGGGGUCUUUUCAAACUGUCAACGUUUGACCAGGACAUAAUGUAUUAUACUGAGUGUAUAGUGCCAAGGAUGUAUUCUGUGUGAUGAAAUAUAUUCUUUAUUAGGUUACAAAAAAAAGUUUUAAAAAAAAAGAAAAAUAAAAAAAAUCUCACUUGAAA
Brienomyrus brachyistius is the source of this 10669-nucleotide messenger RNA. It is a transcript of the gene sdk2b, whose product is annotated as sidekick cell adhesion molecule 2b. The record is from RefSeq and is a predicted model, not a curated record. The transcript is spliced from 46 exons. NCBI's taxonomy places the organism in Eukaryota, Metazoa, Chordata, Actinopteri, Osteoglossiformes, Mormyridae. The coding region runs from base 50 to 6772 and encodes 2240 amino acids. Gene Ontology annotation, molecular function: protein binding.